Molecule: messenger RNA, 1043 nt
Organism: Trichoderma asperellum CBS 433.97
Lineage: Eukaryota; Fungi; Ascomycota; Sordariomycetes; Hypocreales; Hypocreaceae
Cellular component (GO): mitochondrion
Source: RefSeq, a predicted model, not a curated record
CCAAAACAAACUAUAGAGUAGUACAAUGAGGAGAAGAUGUGAAUCAUGGCCUGAUUCUACGCUGAGUGGCCUUGCAAAAAUGAGAAAUGCUUACCUCGAGGCUGUCACACAGCCUUGGGUUGAUGAAGGGGAGCUGGAGCUCUAAAAUGGCCGACACAACAGCUGCCUCGCUGUGAUUGGCCCAACCUGGAUUAUGUCAUCAGCAACCCGCCUUCCGGCGACGACUUCAUUUGGUUCAAUCUCGAUGCCCGCAUCAACCUUGCGACGACCAUCUCCAAUUGACCACCAGCGCCGCCACAAUGUUCGCCGCACGACAGAGGGCAGUUUGCGCGGCCCGCCAGCUGCAGCGGACAUGCCGAACCUAUGCGUCCGAGGCCCACGGCCACCACUCGUCUGCGCCCGUUAACGAGUCCUUCGGGAAAGGAUCCGUGAUUACUCUCGGCGCGCUUCUGGGCACUGUCCUCGUCUUCCAGUUCCGCCCACAGGAGAGCGAGACCUGGAACGGCGUGCUCGCCAAGUACCGAUCAAAGGCUGAGGACUGGGAGGCCAUCAAUUCUCUGCACACCAAGGCGAUGGAGCAGGCUGGUUACGACAGGAACCUGUUUGAAAAUGCAUCAACCAAGCGCGCAUAUGUCGACAUCUCAUACCCCGAGGCUUUCACAUCUCACGCUCAACGAAACAUCCAGGCUGGUCACCUCCCCAACAUUGACCACGUUGUAGAACAUUACCGACAGCAGCACUUGAAGGUGGAGGAGAAGAAGGCGGCCAAGCUUGCCGCCGCGAAGAAGGAUGAGUAGGGGUGGCAGCGCUGAGUUAUAUCCAAUUCAUAGAAAAAAAAAUUCUGCAAUCAACCAAUGAGCCUGUUGGAUGUGUGAUACCCGUGCGCUCAGCUUUUUGUGACCAUAGUAAGGCCUGCUGAAGCCACAUCGUGCCUGCUGAAUCAGGAACAGGACAUUGGCGUCUUGGUAUAACACAUUUCGCGAGUUGUAAUAGUAAGAUAUCUGCUCUUUUCAUAGACCCAUCUGCAAUAAUACGAUUGUCUC